This is a messenger RNA of Cylicostephanus goldi, 236 nucleotides long. NCBI's taxonomy places the organism in Eukaryota, Metazoa, Nematoda, Chromadorea, Rhabditida, Strongylidae. The record is from the annotation of a GenBank genome assembly.
AUGUACGGAGAUGGCGACACGAAAUUGGUCAUAGCCCAUGUGGGUAGCUCAAAAUCUCACGACCAAUUUGACCAGCUGCCAGCCAUGACCUCGGAAACGGCAGCGAAAUGGAUGUCAGCGCUUUCCGAUGACCAAGCUGGUGUAUAUACAUUUUCUAAUUGCGUGUGUCUUUCCGACAUGUAUGGAGAUGGCGACACGAAAUUGGUCAUAGCCCAUGUGGGCAGUUCGAAGUAGGU